Molecule: messenger RNA, 222 nt
Organism: Botrytis porri
Lineage: Eukaryota; Fungi; Ascomycota; Leotiomycetes; Helotiales; Sclerotiniaceae
Exons: 4
Coding region: 1-222 (73 amino acids)
Source: RefSeq, a predicted model, not a curated record
AUGAUUAGGAAGUUGACUUAUACACUUACGCCAUCAAUUGACGGGUGCGCCAACAUCGGUUUGUUUUUGCUACCAACGUUUUCACGACCCCACCAUACGAUGAUAUAUCAAUUAACUUCUAGCACAAAUUUCCACUUCAACUUUCGACAUACUAAUCAGAGAACUAGCUUUCAAAUUUUCCGUCGUCCCUUUUGUCGUUACCGAUGGCACGAAAACAAAUGA